Molecule: messenger RNA, 792 nt
Organism: Eleginops maclovinus (Patagonian blennie)
Lineage: Eukaryota; Metazoa; Chordata; Actinopteri; Perciformes; Eleginopidae
Product: large ribosomal subunit protein uL13-like
Exons: 7
Biological process (GO): translation; negative regulation of translation
Cellular component (GO): ribosome; cytosolic large ribosomal subunit
Molecular function (GO): structural constituent of ribosome; mRNA binding
Source: RefSeq, a predicted model, not a curated record
GUAUAAGAGCAGGGCUACUACUACAUCUAAAGUCUUUCUUGUCCGGUGGGAUGCAUGUCUGUUUCUGAGUGGACAUGCCUUCAUCAUGGCAGCUUCCCUAACGAAUCAACGCCGUUAGCUUGCUAGCUUGCACAUGGGUCAUGGAGAUAUGUUCUGCUGCUUGAUGGCAGGGGCCAUAUACUCGGUCGGCUUGCUGCCCUGGUGGCUUAACAGGUUCUCCUGGGACACAAAGUAGUGGUGGUGAGAUGUGAAGGCAUCAACAUCUCCGGAAACUUCUACCGUAACAAGCUGAAGUACCUGGCUUUCCUGCGCAAGAGGAUGAACACCAACCCCUCUCGUGGACCGUUCCACUUCAGAGCCCCCAGCAGGAUCUUCUGGAGGACUGUCAGAGGCAUGCUGCCCCACAAAACCAAGAGAGGACAGGCUGUUCUGGACAGGCUGAAGGUGUUCGACGGUAUCCCCCCACCCUAGGACAAGAGGAAGCGCAUGGUGGUUCCAGCUGCAGUUAAGAUUGUGCGUCUGAAGCCCACUCGCAAGUUUGCUCUUCUUGGGCGUCUGGCACAUGAGGUUGGCUGGAAGUACCAGGCCAUCACAGCCACUCUGGAGGAGAAGAGAAAGGAGAAGGCUAAGCUCCGCUACGGCAAGAAAAAGACAACCAUCAAGCUGACCAAGGUGGCAGAAAAGAACGUUGAGAGCAAAAUCGCAAGAUACACGGACGUUCUGAAACAAUAUGGAGUCCUUGUCUGAUCUAGUUGUCUCUGGCCAAUAAAGAGAAAUACAUGUUUAUAGAAA